AUGUUCACGGCGACGACGACCACCGCCGUCACCGUCUCCCUCUCCGCUUCCCUCGUUGCAAUCACUUCCGUCUGUCUUCUCGACCGCUGGCAACAAACUUACUUACUCAGUGGAGUUCUUUCUUUCUUUCUUUCUUUCUUUCUUUCUUUCUUUCUUUCUUUCUUUCUUCUUCUUCUUCUUCUUCUUCUUCUUCUUUUCUUUUUUCUUCUUCUUCCCGACUUGAUCUACUUGGUCGAGUCGAGAAAUAUUCAGCACGCAGUUUCUUCAUAUCUAUUUAGCUAUCUAACUCAGUCUCUUUCUGUCAUGUUUGUUUUUCUUUCUUUCUUUCUUUCUUUCUUUCUUUCUUUUUUUCUUUCUUUUUUAAAGCUAUCUAACUCAUUCUUCCUUUUUUUACUUUCGUUCUUCCUUUCUUUCUUUUUCUUUCUUUCUAUACUUAUCUAUCUAUCUAUCUAUUUCAGUCUGUUCAUACCUAUCUAUCUAUCGAUCGAUCGAUCGAUCUAUCUAUUUCAGUCUGUUCAUAUCUAUCUCCCUCAGUCUGUUCACUAUCUCUCUAUCUAUCUCAGUCUGUUCACUAUCUAUCUAUCUAUCUAUCUAUCUAUCUAUCUAUCUAUCUAUCUCAGUCUGUUCACUAUCUAUCUAUCUAUCUAUCUAUCUAUCUAUCUAUCUAUCUAUCUAUCUAUCUAUCUAUCUCAGUCUGUUCACUAUCUAUCUAUCUAUCUAUCUAUCUAUCUAUCUAUCUAUCUAUCUAUCUCAGUCUGUUCACUAUCUAUCUAUCUAUCUAUCUAUCUAUCUAUCUAUCUAUCUAUCUAUCACAAUGUAUCUACGCAGCUUGUGGAAUUCAAAUAUUUUCACUUCUUGCGUUCUCUUAUAACAUGUGUAUGCCAGUACAAAGAUUGCAUAUCAAUACUGUGUCUCAAUACGGAGUUUAUCAGUGUAUGA
Acanthosepion pharaonis is the source of this 939-nucleotide messenger RNA. The record is from the annotation of a GenBank genome assembly. Lineage: Eukaryota; Metazoa; Mollusca; Cephalopoda; Sepiida; Sepiidae.